GCCAGGGAGCCCAGACUUCAGUCAAUCUGCCAGGUCUGGUUCGCGGCGCUCCGGUGGCGACACCCGGUCCACAGCCGGGAGGACGAAUAGGGCAGGUCGAAUAGGGUGAGCGAGAGUGGAGCCGUCCGGACGCGAGGAUGGGGUGCUGCGCGGGCGCGGUGAAGGUGCAGAGCGAUGGUGCUUAGCCCUUUCGGGAAGUGUAGCUCCCCUGGCACCCCUGGGCGUGCAGACCUUCGGGGACGCUGCUGGAGCUGCAGCUGGUGAAUUUGUCCUGUUAGGCGAGGAGCAGUGCAAGGCUUUUCUUCUUUUCUUUUUUUUUUUUUAAUAGAACCUUUUGUCUUGAGCUCCUUGGUAUCCAUCUGGGUUUCAGAAGUGAAACUCGGUCCCUCCUACCUAAUUGAUAUUAGGACCCAAGGCUUAUUUUGCAGGUGCCUUCUGAAGAACUACCAUGUCUGGGGAUAGUUCAUCUUGCACAGAACACAGAAGCAGCAGCAACACUAGCAGCAGCAGCAGCAGCAGCUGUAAACCUCAUGCCUCCAACCUUCGGAAGGCAGGGAAGAAAUGCUCAUGGGCCUCCUACAUGACCAACUCCCCAACUCUCAUCGUUAUGAUUGGCUUGCCAGCCCGGGGCAAGACUUACGUGUCCAAGAAACUAACACGCUACCUCAACUGGAUUGGGGUACCCACCAAAGUGUUUAACCUCGGGGUAUAUCGGCGCGAAGCGGUCAAGUCCUAUAAGUCUUACGACUUCUUCCGGCAUGACAAUGAAGAGGCUAUGAAGAUCCGCAAACAGUGUGCUCUGGUAGCACUGGAGGAUGUAAAGGCCUAUUUUACUGAAGAGAGUGGGCAGAUUGCGGUGUUCGACGCUACCAAUACCACUCGGGAGAGGAGGGACAUGAUUUUGAAUUUUGCUGAGCAGAAUGCCUUCAAGGUAUUCUUUGUGGAAUCUGUCUGUGAUGAUCCUGAUGUCAUUGCUGCCAAUAUUCUGGAGGUAAAAGUGUCAAGCCCUGACUAUCCUGAAAGGAAUAGGGAGAAUGUGAUGGAGGACUUCCUGAAGAGAAUUGAGUGCUACAAAGUCACUUACCAGCCCCUUGACCCAGACAACUAUGAUAAGGAUCUGUCUUUCAUCAAGGUGAUAAAUGUAGGCCAGAGAUUUCUGGUCAACAGAGUCCAGGACUACAUCCAGAGUAAAAUUGUCUACUACCUUAUGAACAUCCAUGUCCAGCCUCGCACAAUCUACCUUUGCCGGCAUGGAGAGAGCGACUUCAAUCUCCUGGGGAAGAUUGGGGGUGACUCUGGCCUUUCACUUCGAGGAAAGCAGUUUGCUCAGGCUUUGAAGAAGUUUCUGGAGGACCAGGAGAUCCAGGACCUCAAAGUGUGGACGAGCCAGUUGAAGAGGACAAUUCAGACUGCUGAGUGUCUUGGGGUGACCUAUGAGCAGUGGAAGAUACUAAAUGAGAUUGAUGCUGGCGUGUGCGAGGAAAUGACGUACGCGGAGAUUGAGAAGCGGUACCCCGAGGAAUUUGCACUUCGGGAUCAAGAGAAGUACCUGUAUCGCUAUCCUGGUGGGGAGUCAUACCAGGACCUGGUGCAGCGACUGGAGCCUGUCAUCAUGGAGCUGGAGCGUCAGGGCAACAUCCUAGUCAUCUCCCACCAAGCCGUCAUGCGCUGUCUCCUGGCCUACUUCUUGGAUAAAGGCGCAGAUGAGUUACCAUACUUGAGGUGUCCUCUGCACACCAUCUUCAAACUUACUCCUGUGGCCUAUGGUUGCAAAGUGGAAACAAUUAAACUGAAUGUGGAGGCUGUGGACACGCAUCGUGAUAGGCCAACUCACAACUUCCCCAAGAGCCAAACCCCUGUAAGGAUGAGAAGGAACAGCUUUACGCCUCUGUCCAGUUCGAACACAAUAAGGCGUCCAAGAAAUUACAGUGUUGGGAGCCGGCCCCUCAAGCCCCUCAGCCCUCUCCGUGCCCUGGACAUGCAAGAAGGGGCGGACCAGCCGAAGACCCAAGUCCUGCAAGGGUCAGCCCAGGCUCCAGACCAUCCACAGAAAGCCCUGGAGUUUGCAAGUGGACAUAGGGAAGUGGAUACUGUGCUGGCUGAGCAUAGACGUCCCUCCAUGGCAUCCCUCACAUUGCUCUCCUGAUGGUGUGAGGCUGAGCCAGACCUCUCCGAGGAACUGGAUCUACUAAAAAGCCUGGGAUGCCAGCGUCACUGAGGCUAGAACAGGAAAUUAAGUGGGAACUUCUCAUUUGAGGCUACCAAAACUGAGGCCUGGAAAACCUUCAUACGUUUCUUCCCUUCAUGCCUAACCAGGAUUAUUACUACACUGUGCCUCAAAAAUCUUUAACAGCCUGAACAAGUUAGUUCUUAUGUCUUUGGAGUUUGCAAAUGCCGUUCUACGUAGGCAUUCAAUAUUCUACCUGUGACUGCUGCCUGCAUCGUUAGCUGGAGGUUUCCCUAACAUGCGAAUGCACUGCUUUAGAAUCGGUUUCUAGGUGAGGAUGAGCUUCAGGAAGCCCUUCCUGCUCAGUGAGAGCUGCCCAUUGCAUCCAUUGGAGGUGAGCAGGCUGAAGUGCAGUAUGAGGACUAGCCGGUACCUCUGGCAGUGUGGGAAAUGAGACCUAUGACCAGGUAAAUGGAGGGCGUCAGGAGCUCAGCUCUGAAGUGCCUCUUCCCUGGUGACAGAAGCGUAGUAUCCAUGGCUCCCUUUUCAGUUAGAGAAGUUUUUCUUGUUCCAUACUCUUCGGUGUAGGGUCUGGCUGCCAGACUUCCCCAAAGGGGACCAGCCUUUACCUUCGUUUGUAGCUACUAUGUUUUCUCUCUGAGGCUUGUGCUUCACACAGCCGGAGAGGACGGAUUCAGUGCCUCCCGAGGGGUUGAGAAUGAAGGCUAGGUCGGACCAUCUCCAUCCCACCAGGAAAUAAAGAUGGCUUCUUGAUAAUAAAUAGGCAGAGGCAGACAUGGCCCUCGCAUCUGUCUCGUUGAUAUGGCGUCUGGGAAAGCUGUGUCUCUGACUGUAAGAGCAGUGGUCCUGUGAUGGGGGCCCUCUGCUCUAGCUGUCACUACCGUGAUCGGCUGGUCUCCCGGGACACUUGACAGAUGGAGCAUGGCCCCUGUGCAUCAGUGAGUGGAUGCCCCUCCCAGAUGAGUCAGAUUGCUGUUCCUAGAUCACUGAGUGUCAAAAGUGUACACACCGUCACUGCGAAUGCUCUUCUAUUGUGUUGUUCCUGAAGGAGAAUGCAGAAGCCACAAGUAUAUAUUACCUCCCAAGUAGAAUGUGGUGUUUUUUCAUUUUGUUUUUGUUUGUUUCCUUUUCACUUGAAAUGCUCACUUCUUGGGCAGAAAGAUUGUAGCAAGAAAAGUCAUGAAAUACAGCUUUUUCUACGUGGUUCUUUUAUAUAUCGUGGACAAUUCUGGAGACGGUUACCUAAGUAGGAUGUGGUGAACUGCGGGCAGUUCAGUGUCUCCCACCUUGCAGCUUACUUUAUAUACAUAUCACCUGGAGGGAGACUCCUUGCUCUGCUUAGUGUAAGGAAUUUCCCUUGGCUGCUUGCAGCAUGCUGUACUACAAGGCUUUUGUUCUUGUGGUACAGGCUGAUUUCUGUAUUGAAGUACACUCCUUUCUGACGGUCAGAUGGUAUUUUUAUGAAGCUAUUUAUUGUGUGUGAGGAUUCUGCAUGUAUUUAAUCAGAAUGUCAUCUAUGUUCUGUGUUCUGCUAGCUGCGUAGGUGGCUUGAAUCCUAAGCCUAAUGUCCAUAGUAUUACCUUAGGUUAAAUUUGUAGAGCAUAAAUACCUGUGUGUGUAAAAGAAUGAUAACUAUGUUAUGAUAGUGCAUUUCUAACACUGUUUUCAUUAAUUUUAUUAUAAACCAAGAAAUGUAUUUCUCUGGAGAAAAGUUCUCUCUUGGAUAGUAAAACCAUGCUGAAAUAUCUGAGUUACAUAAACUGCUUUUGUAAUAAAAUAAAGUUAUUUUUAAUUAAAA
Peromyscus eremicus (cactus mouse) is the source of this 3986-nucleotide messenger RNA. It is a transcript of the gene Pfkfb2, whose product is annotated as 6-phosphofructo-2-kinase/fructose-2,6-biphosphatase 2. The coding region runs from base 449 to 2146 and encodes 565 amino acids. Gene Ontology annotation, biological process: fructose metabolic process; fructose 2,6-bisphosphate metabolic process. The record is from RefSeq and is a predicted model, not a curated record. Gene Ontology annotation, cellular component: cytosol. Lineage: Eukaryota; Metazoa; Chordata; Mammalia; Rodentia; Cricetidae. The transcript is spliced from 17 exons. Gene Ontology annotation, molecular function: ATP binding; fructose-2,6-bisphosphate 2-phosphatase activity; 6-phosphofructo-2-kinase activity.